Trichomonas vaginalis G3 is the source of this 1180-nucleotide messenger RNA. RefSeq lists its product as uncharacterized. The annotation marks the transcript as partial. Lineage: Eukaryota; Parabasalia; Trichomonadida; Trichomonadidae. The transcript has a single exon. The record is from RefSeq and is a predicted model, not a curated record.
AUGGAUAGAAGGUCUGCUAGAAUAAAAGCAGAGUUAGAAAGAUAUGGUUGGAGAGUUUCAAAGAAGUUUAAAUAUAGGAAGGGAAGACCCAUAAAAGUCUAUGACAAAUUGUCUGGUCUUCGCUACGAAAUGGACUUGGAAACAGCACGCGCAAAUUAUCCAAACAGACUAGAGAGGUUAGAAGAAGAACGUCUUAUGGACAUGCCUUUCGAUGUUAGUGAACCUCAAGUUGAAGGACACGACGGCUUUGCCAGAUUCUACUGGAAACAUGACGAACAAUUGCAUCCUUUGAGGAGGAAAAAAGGAAAAGGUGAAGACGCACAUGCUCCCAUGGAAAGAACAAGAUAUGCAUAUGAAAAGUAUCGUGAAGUUAGAAGUAAAAUUGCAUCUGGUCGAACCUUUACAGUAAACUUUGACGAAGGAAAGAACAAAGAAGGCUUCAUGGGUGUACUUGCUGCAAUUCAAGACGGAAAUAAGAAAGGAUACAAUCUCAGAUUAACCGUAACAGAUUUAGAUGGUCAUAUAUACUAUGCACAUGGCAAUGUCACAACAGCCGCACAACUUCUUGACGCUUUCAAGACUACAAAGAGAGAACAAAUGUUUGACUCCGACUCAGACAUUUUGAAUGCAAUUGAAGGAAUUGCAAGCGUCAAGUUCGAAUGGUACCAACCUAACCCUCAAGCAGUCAGACAACAUGCUGGAUACUUCCCCUUCAGAAAUAAGUCUGACAUUGACUUGACAAGGUAUGGAAUUUACAAUUCAAUUGAAACAAUUGUCAAUGAACCUUGUAUUCUUACAUGUCUCAGGAACUCUGGUCUUGUUACAGAUGAGAAAAUGAAGUAUCUUGAGUCAUGUGUGAAGACAAGGUACAUUCUCAGAGGUCAAUUGUCAAAAAUUGCACCGUUGGCAAAUGUCAAUAUCCGAGUCAACAUUCCGACUGAGAAAGGUUCUUCACAUGACGACUAUGUUGUUGACAAAGACUUACCAUGGUUGAAGAUUGUAAUUGUCCACAACCACUUCAUGUUGAACGAAAGUCUUACAAACCCAUUGUUCGGAAAAGGCAAGUGCAACAUUGUCAGAGCUGUUAACAUUCUUUUCGAGAAAGGUUUGUUGGAACCAAUUCCAGAUGACAAGCUGACAGAAACUUUUGUACCAAAAGACGAAACAAACUUUUCAUUGU